This is a messenger RNA of Gossypium raimondii (Peruvian cotton), 1136 nucleotides long. Its product is annotated as bidirectional sugar transporter SWEET16. The transcript has 6 exons. The record is from RefSeq and is a predicted model, not a curated record. Lineage: Eukaryota; Viridiplantae; Streptophyta; Magnoliopsida; Malvales; Malvaceae. Gene Ontology annotation, cellular component: membrane. Gene Ontology annotation, biological process: carbohydrate transport. Gene Ontology annotation, molecular function: sugar transmembrane transporter activity. Bases 114 to 1016 code for a protein of 300 amino acids.
GAUGUUGGACCUUAUGUUGCAAAAAGAGUUUAUAGCUUCUUCCCCAUCUUUCAUUCACCCACCACACAACAUAGCCUCUUUCUCUUCAUUCCUUCCAACCAUCCUCUGCUUCAAUGGCUAGCUUGAGCUUCAUCAUUGGCAUUAUUGGCAAUAUAAUUUCAAUACUGGUUUUUGCUUCUCCCAUAAAAACAUUUUGGUGGGUGGUAAAGAAGAAAUCAACUGAGAAUUACAAAGGGGUUCCUUACAUAACAACCUUUUUGAGCACUAGCUUGUGGACUUUCUAUGGAAUUAUGAAUCCAGAUGGUUUACUUGUUGUGACAGUGAAUGGUGCUGGUGCCAUCUUUCAGCUCAUCUAUGUUAUACUCUUCCUCGUAUAUGCCCCUAAAGAUAAGAAGGUUAAAUCAGCAAAGUUGGUAGCUAUAUUGGAUGUUGGUUUUCUUGGAGCAGUCAUUGCGGUGACUCUUUUGGCAUUUCAUGGGACAAUGAGGCUAACCUUUGUGGGAAUCAUAUGUGCUGGUUUAACCAUUGGCAUGUAUGCAUCGCCUCUAUCUGUCAUGAGGACAGUGAUAAAGACGAAGAGUGUGGAGUACAUGCCAUUUUUACUUUCAUUUUUCUUGUUCCUCAAUGCUGGUGUUUGGUCUGCUUAUGCAUUGCUUGUGAAAGAUAUCUACAUUGGAGUGCCAAAUGCUAUUGGUUUUAUCUUGGGUUCAGCUCAGUUGAUCCUCUAUCUCAUGUACAAUAACAAAAAAUCAGCUGAGGCCAUAGAAGAAGAAGAAGAAGAAGGAGGAGGAGGUUCAGCUCAUUUGGUGAAAGGAGGCAUUGAGAUGCAUUCAGUUGAGGACAAUCUAAACAAUCGAAGCCUAAACAAAUGGAAAAGCCUCCCAAAACCCAACUUUAGUCGACAACACAGCAUGCAAAAGAUCAUCAAGACACUUUCUUUGACUCCAUAUGAGUUGCAGUCGAGUUGGCCCCUUCAUGAGAGUGAUAUAGAAGAAGGAAACCCUGAUCUUCCAUGAUAUUGUUUUGUUUUGUUUGUUUUUUUUUUUGGGGGCGCAAUUAAGCUCACGUUUUUGUUGUAUAAACUUAUAACUAUAAACGAAGGAGGACCAAGGAGACAAUAGUUCAGGGUGAUAUAA